Molecule: messenger RNA, 525 nt
Organism: Trypanosoma conorhini
Lineage: Eukaryota; Euglenozoa; Kinetoplastea; Trypanosomatida; Trypanosomatidae
Exons: 1
Coding region: 1-525 (174 amino acids)
Source: RefSeq, a predicted model, not a curated record
AUGAGUGAGGGCGCCUUGUGGCUCCGCCGGCGGUGCCUGUUUCUGUCCGAUGAGGCGGCGCUAGGAACGGCGCUCCAGCGCCCAGAAGUGGCGAAAAAGGCAGCCGACGUCUUGCUCCGCGUGCGGGAGUCAUGGGGCGGGGCGGUGGACGGCGCUGCUGACUUGGCCGCCUGCAUCCACCGUUGGGUGGAGCGCCGCCAGUUUGCGGAUUGGCAGGAGUGUGUUGAGUGGCUGCUCUUCAGUGUGGAGUGGCAGCAGGAACGGGGCAGUGCGGCGAACGCAGAAGGCGCGCUAUGCAGGCGGGCGUUACUGGAGUUGACCGCCCUGUUUGCGGAGGAGGCGCGCGCGUACGAUGCCGCGGCAGCCUCAUUUGCCGAGAAUUACUGGAGGAAGGCGCGGAAACGGCCGCGCGUUUUGACCAGCGGUGAGCCCAAUGAGAAGACUCCUUUGGUUGAGGCCCGUGUGAGUUGGAGCAUCGCGGCGGAGUUGCCACCGCUGGUGGAGCAGGCGUUUUUGCUUCCUUGA